AUGUACUGGCCAGUUGGUAUUCCAUCAGUAUUUCAAUUAAAAAAUGAUUUUUUAAUGGGAUUGGAAUAUACAUCUAUUUCACGAGGAGAAACCAUUUUAGCAUUGAAGAAAUUUCAUAAUGGAACACAUUUUAUUGUCUUAACAUCUAAACGUAUUUAUGUUUGGCAGAUCCGGCCAACAGUACUUAUUUCAUGUAUUACACGUUCAGCUAUUUCAUUAACAUUGUAUGGAGAGAACAGAGAUUUUUUUAUAAUGAAAGAUUCUGAAUUUGCUAUUAUAAAAACAUCACUUGGAUUUUUAGUUAUAUAUUCGAUACAUAAUAAUCUGGACCAAAAACUUUAUAAAUUCCAUUAUUCUCAUAAUAAAACAACAGUUUUUGACUUUUUAGAUUCACAUGGAUUGACAGAAUACGAAUUGUUGUAUUUAAAAUUUAGAUCAAUGAUUAAAGUAGAUUCGGGUUUAUUGUGUGUAUUGGCAUUGGAUGAAUGUUUGUUGUUUUCUACUUUUAACCCACCUUCUGUUCAAUCUGUUUCGCAGAAAGAAUUUAACCAUACGAUUACAAUGUCAGAUGAUGUGGCACAUAUGGAAUGGAUUGAAGAUAAAAAUGUUGCGAUUAAUAAUAUGAUUUAUGAAAAAACAAUGAAUAUAUAUAUAUGGAUUACAUCAAAUAGUAAAGCAUAUCUUGUUCGAAAAAAUCCUUCAGUAAAAUCAAGAAAUCAAGAAAACAUUAGAAAUUGGACAGGAAUUUGUUUCUAUGUUCCCGAAACAGAAGAAAACUAUAUUGUUAAAACAGAUAUAAAUAUACGCUUAUCCUUGAUUGCAUUUGGAUGUAAAAAUGGUGAAAUUAAGAUAUUUUAUAUUGAAAAAUCCAAAAAUUUAAUAAGUUAUCUAUAUACAAUUAUAUUAGAUGAUUUUAGUGUGACUGGAAAUAUUGAAUGUAUGUCAUGGUCAGAGGACGGCUGUGUAAUCUUUGUGGGAUUUCAAAACACUUGGUCUUUAUGGAGUGCUUAUGGAAAUUUAUUAUGUUCCAAACCAAAUGUAGAAAAUGUUUCUGAAAAUUCUAAUGAGGAAAUAUUUAUGGGAGGAGUUAGUCAUGCAUUAUGGUUUAAUGAAGGGGCCGAAUUAAUUAUAGUAAGUAAUAAAGAAAAAUCGGAUGGGAAACUCUGGAAGAUAAAUAUGGCAAGAAGUAUUCGACGUUUUUCUCUUAAUUCUGAAAAUUCUCUUAAUUUUAUUUUGCAAAUUUCAGAUGUAUUUCUUAUUUAUAAAGGUCAUGAAGAAUCUGAUAUUGAUAUAAUAAAUCCAAAACAAAUUCAUUGGAAACAUGUCCAGAUACCAUUGAAUUAUUUUUAUGAUAAUUGGUCUAUAAAGUAUAUUGCUAUAAGUGCAUGUUCUGAGCACUUAGCAAUAGCUGGAUACUAUGGAAUGGCAUAUUAUAAUUUUAAGACUGAACGAUGGAAAAUAAUUGUCAAAGAUACAAAUUUUAGUUUUCGAAUUUCAGGUGGAAUGUGUUGGUAUCAAGACGUAUUGAUUGCAUCUACAUCAAUUAAUAAUACAUAUGGACUGAAAUUAUUUUCUAGAAAAAAAACAGUAGAUAAUAUUGAAGUUUUAUCAUUUAUAGAUAUCGGUGUGCCUAUAUAUUUACUUACUCUAAUAUCUGAAAAUCUUUUGUUGUAUACAGGAAAUAAUUUAAUUUUUCAGUAUCUUAUUAUUAUGAACGACUUCAAAGUUAAACUUGUUCUGGUAGGAAGUAUUAAUUUAAAGGAUAUAGUUUACUACCCUAAAUCUUUAAGAGCAUUUACAUGGUGUUUUUUAAGUGAUCAAAUGCAAAAUGGCCGUUUUAUAAAUAAUAUACAUAUGGCUAGCAUUAUUCUUCUUGUAGAUGACAAACUUAUGUUUUUAAAACCUAAAAAAAAUGAUCCUGCGUUAAAGUAUAAUAUAUAUUUAUUAUCAGAAAAAGUCGAAUAUUUUUUAUUUAUUGAUCAUUUAUCACAAUAUUUAAGACCUUCAAUAUGUGCAUUUUGUGGAACAGAAAUUAAAAUAUGGAUGGACUUUUCUAAUAUUAUAGAUGAUACUGAUAAUCAAAGUGAUGAUGAAAGUUUUUUAAAUUUAAAAAAUGAUUGCAAUUUAAUUACUAUUCCUUUGGAUUUUUAUCCUGUUUUUUUUCUAUUGAAUAAAGGUGUCAUCUUAGGAAUAAAAAAUACUGUAAUUCAACAGAGAAAUUUGGAUUUUUUUAAUUUUAAGUUUGAUAUAAUGACUACACUUUUUCUACCAUAUAUCUUAGAAAAAUAUUUAGAUAGAACUACAAUUAAGGAAUCUAUUAUUUUAGCUUCUAAAUAUCAGAAAUUGGUCUAUUUUAAUCAUAUACUUGAGCUUCUUUUGUACAAUGUAUUAGAAAAAGAGAUAAAUUGUUUAAAGGAUUUCGAUCCUUUACUUCCUAAAGUAGCAUCUUUUCUAAAUCAUUUCCCAAAAAUGCUGGAUAUAGUUGCUUCAUGUGCGCGUAAAAUAGAGAUUUCUUUUUGGAAGAAUCUAUUUAGCGUUAUAGGCACUCCAAGAGAAUUGUUUGAAAAAUGUAUGGAACUAGAUAAACUCGAAACAGCAACAGAAUAUCUAAUUAUAUUACAUACUAUGGAAUCAACUGAAGAUAUGGAUAAAAAUAUUAUAAGGGUUUUGGAAAAGGCUGUGCUAUUAAAAAAAUGGAAACUUUGUAGUGAAUUGGCUAGGUUUUCUGUUUCAUAUAACAAUGAAAUAAUCUUGAAAAAAUUUAUAUUAUCCUUUCCUGAUAUAUUAGGUAUUCAUAAUUAG
This is a messenger RNA of Pneumocystis murina B123, 2802 nucleotides long. RefSeq lists its product as hypothetical. Gene Ontology annotation, biological process: intracellular protein transport; retrograde transport, endosome to Golgi. NCBI's taxonomy places the organism in Eukaryota, Fungi, Ascomycota, Pneumocystomycetes, Pneumocystales, Pneumocystaceae. The transcript is spliced from 14 exons. Gene Ontology annotation, molecular function: protein binding. Gene Ontology annotation, cellular component: cytosol; Golgi membrane; Ric1-Rgp1 guanyl-nucleotide exchange factor complex. The record is from RefSeq and is a predicted model, not a curated record. Bases 1 to 2802 code for a protein of 933 amino acids.